Molecule: messenger RNA, 735 nt
Organism: Pyricularia pennisetigena
Lineage: Eukaryota; Fungi; Ascomycota; Sordariomycetes; Magnaporthales; Pyriculariaceae
Exons: 2
Coding region: 1-735 (244 amino acids)
Biological process (GO): post-chaperonin tubulin folding pathway; cytoplasmic microtubule organization; tubulin complex assembly
Cellular component (GO): nucleus; cytoplasm; microtubule plus-end
Molecular function (GO): microtubule plus-end binding; alpha-tubulin binding
Source: RefSeq, a predicted model, not a curated record
AUGGCAGACGUCUCGCUGCACAUAGUCUCAGAGAACUCGGCGUCUGAGCGACGCAUCACGCCGUCGUGGACCAUAGCCACCCUCAAGACCAAGCUAGAGCCCAUAACGGGUAUCCCGCCUUCUUGCCAGCGGCUAUCGCUCAAGACGGCAACGGGCGAUGCCAUCGCCAUCGAGGCCGCAGACGAUGAGGCAACGACCCUGGCCGGGUUUCCGCUUACACCGUAUGCUGAGCUUAAUGUAAUCGACACACGGCCGCCAAACGCCCGACCAAACUUCACCGACACUUCCAAUGUCGACAAGUACGUAAUGCCCGAGGAAGAAUAUGCCCAAAAGACCGACUCGGUCCUGGCGUGGAAAAAGGCCCAGAAGCUGGGCCGGUUCGAUCCCAACGUGCCGGCGAUGCUCGAGGCCAAGGUUGCAGCCUUUGCGCGCGAGGCCGAGGAGCGGGGCAUCGCCGUCGGCAAGCGUUGCCGGGUUGGUGGUGAGGACACACGCCGCGGGACCGUCAUGUAUGUCGGCGAGGUUCCCGAGAUCGCCACCGGCCCAGGCACCUGGAUCGGGGUCAGGCUAGACGAGCCGGUGGGAAAGAACGACGGAAGCAUCAAGGGGAAGAGGUACUGGGGCGAAGGUGAGGGGCAGCUACAUGGUUUGUUUGUGAGGCCUGAGAGGGUCGAGGUUGGAGACUUUCCGCCGCUAGAUGACUUGGAGGAUGACGAGGAUAUGGAGGAGAUCUGA